Lethenteron reissneri (Far Eastern brook lamprey) is the source of this 2974-nucleotide messenger RNA. RefSeq names its product adenosylhomocysteinase (gene AHCY). Gene Ontology annotation, cellular component: cytosol. Gene Ontology annotation, molecular function: adenosylhomocysteinase activity. Gene Ontology annotation, biological process: L-methionine cycle. The record is from RefSeq and is a predicted model, not a curated record. Lineage: Eukaryota; Metazoa; Chordata; Hyperoartia; Petromyzontiformes; Petromyzontidae.
ACCUCGGCACAGACGCGGCAGGCUCUUAAGUCCGGCAGCAGUGACAGCAACAACGCAACAGGCAACAAGCAACAGGCAACACUGCAACACGCAACAAGCAACAAUGUCUCAGAAGCCGAACUACAAAGUUGCGGACAUUUCCUUGGCGGAGUGGGGACGCAAGGCCCUCGACAUCGCUGAGAAUGAGAUGCCGGGCCUCAUGAAGAUGCGCCAGAUGUACGGCAAGUCCAAGCCGCUGACCGGCGCCCGCAUCUCUGGCUGCCUCCACAUGACGGUGCAGACGGCCGUUCUAAUCGAGACGCUUGUGGAGCUGGGUGCCAAGGUGAUGUGGUCGAGCUGCAACAUCUUCUCCACGCAGGACCACGCCGCCGCUGCCAUAGCCAAGGCCGGCAUCCCUGUGUUCGCGUGGAAGGGCGAGACGGACGAGGAGUACGUGUGGUGCAUCGAGCAGACGCUCGUCUUCCCCGACGGGAAGCCGCUCAACAUGAUCCUGGACGACGGGGGGGACCUCACCAACCUCGUGCACACAAAGCACCCCGAACUGCUGAAAGGCAUCCGCGGCGUGUCUGAGGAGACGACCACGGGCGUGCACAACCUCUACAAGAUGCUCAAGAACAAUGAGCUCAAGAUCCCAGCCAUCAACGUCAACGACUCCGUCACCAAGAGCAAGUUCGACAACCUGUACGGGUGCCGCGAGUCGCUGAUCGACGGCAUCAAGCGCGCCACGGACGUGAUGAUCGCAGGAAAGGUGGCAGUGGUGGCCGGCUACGGCGACGUGGGCAAGGGCUCCGCGCAGUCGCUGCGUGCGUUCGGGGCACGUGUCAUCAUCACCGAGAUCGACCCCAUCAAUGCGCUGCAGGCCGCCAUGGAGGGCUACGAGGUGACGACGAUGGACGAGGCCUGCAAGGAGGCCAACAUCUUCGUGACGACGACCGGAUGCAAGGACAUCAUCACGGGCAGGCAUUUUGAGCAGAUGAAGGAGGACUCCAUUGUGUGCAACAUCGGUCACUUUGAUUGCGAGCUGGACGUCAAGUGGCUCAACGACCAUGCGGCCGCGAAGAUCAACGUCAAGCCACAGGUUGACCGCUACCGCUUGAAGAACGGGCGUCACGUAAUCCUGCUAGCAGAGGGGCGGCUUGUGAACCUGGGCUGCGCCAUGGGCCACCCGAGCUUUGUGAUGAGCAACUCCUUCACCAACCAGGUGCUGGCACAGAUCGAGCUGUGGAAGCACACCGACAAGUAUCCGCUCGGAGUCUACUUUCUGCCCAAGAAGCUGGAUGAAGCCGUGGCGGAGGCUCACCUGCACCAGCUGGGCGUGAAGCUCACCAAGCUCUCGGACGAUCAGGCUUCCUACCUCGGCAUUCCACGUGAAGGGCCCUUCAAGCCUGACCACUACCGAUAUUGAAAGCUGUGCCCUGUAUCCCGCUCUCUUGCCCCAAACCCCCCCAUCCUGCCCUGCCCUGCCCAGGGUUGGACUAGACCUAACGACAACUUGGCAUUUGUUUCCUAUAAGCUGCCGGUUCCCAGAGUUUGAGACAAUUCAUUCUGCACGCAACUUGCAUUGCCCCCCCCUCCCCGCUUGUGGCCGUGUUCGUGAGGUUUAAAUGGUAAAAAAAGUGAAACUCGUAAACAAAAAGAGAAAUCUUGAACUCGAUUGCCAACGGUUUAAUUGUCAGAAAUUGUAACCGAAAGACGAGACCGAAUGCGCGCGCGGCCGUCAUCUCGAUUCUGACCCUCGACGUCGCCACCGGAGCACUCUCGUGACGUCGCUGUGGCGACUUCUCGAAGCACAGCAGCUACUGAUGCCGGGACAUCACUCGAGUGCGAUGGCGGUGCUCCUGAAAGUCACUUUACAUUUCUUUUUGUCUCCGAAACGAAACUUUAAACCUCACAGGAGACAGCCUGACACAGCCAAGCUACCAGAUUUCAGCUGUUCGAUGGGUUUGCGUUAUCCCCAUCGGCUUUUAAGUGCUACUUAAUAUCCGAUGGCUCAACCUGGUGUCUUUCACAGAGAAAAUGCCCAAUUUCCAUUUGGCCCAAUCCGGCCUUGAUCAUGUCGUGCCCUGUAGCAGCAACGAUAAUGCACCAAGCUCAUCCCCUCUCCCGAUGCAACAGCACAGUGGCCUGCAUACACAAUGUGGUCAGACGGAGAGAGAGUUGCUCACAAUGAUUCUCUUGGGUGGUUGAGUGUUAAAAAUCCAUCAUUAAAACAUAACAGGUACUUUGAUGCAUACAUGGGGCCACCCACAGAGCGGCCGAGUGGUGUGUCACAGCUGUUGCAUUCAUAUCAGUGGUUAUCCGGUACAUUCACUGCAUUUAAUUGACAUGGUUUACGUCGCAAACUUCACAGGUUUUUAUUUAAUGUGGCUUGAAAAAAAUCUCGUGCAGAUUUUGACCAAACCCAGUUGCUCCUGCCUGGCCAAUGUGCUCAAAAGGAGUAAGGACUCAUUUGAUUUAAAAUGUAUCCGUGUGCUUACGAUGCACAAAUUCCAUCUUAUAUACUUAGUUCUUUCGAAAGAACCAAGAAUAUGAAUCUCUGCAGUCACGAAAGCUUUAAAUCAGAAUUCCAUCUUGUUUAUGAGAAUCGAUCAUUUACAAUUUGCAGACGGAUAAAACGAAACCUCUGUGUUAGAAGAUCUAUUUUGGGAUCUCACUUGGCCCAUCAUCGUUAAAAGUAUCUGCAGGUCAAUAAAAAUGAGUUCCGCUUUGUAGGACCAUCAUCAGUGUUCGUCCUAUGGACGAACUGUUACUCGUCCAUAGCAAUGGUGAAAUUUGACACCACUGGAUCAGGACUCACAAUGUAAUUGAACAAUCACCCCACACAGGCUUUGUUGGUUUCUCCACACGGGCAUCAAUCUCAUUUCAGAAGCCUCAUGUUUGCUGCAGUUAAUGCUGCUGAUGAAUUGGUUUGUAAUCGGUGAUGUUGGACAUUUUUAGGCAACUAAAGAUUGAAUAAAAGACGGCCGUGACCGAA